AUGAGUGCUCAGCCUGAUCAUAUCAACGCAGUGGUUAUAGGACAUGUAGAUAGUGGGAAAUCCACUACUACCGGUCAUCUCAUUUACAAAUGCGGUGGCAUUGACAAACGUGCUAUGGAAAAGUUUGAGAAAGAGUCUGGUGAGAUGGGUAAAGGUUCUUUUAAGUAUGCUUGGGUACUGGACAAACUGAAGGCAGAACGCGAGCGUGGUAUCACGAUCGAUAUUGCACUAUGGAAGUUCGAUACCAACAAGUACAAAGUCACAGUUAUUGAUGCACCUGGCCAUCGUGACUUCAUCAAGAACAUGAUCACAGGAACAAGUCAGGCUGACUGUGCAUUGCUGAUUGUUGCGGCUGGUGUUGGUGAGUUUGAAGCUGGUAUUUCCAAGAAUGGUCAAACAAGAGAACAUGCAUUGUUGGCAUACACGUUGGGUGUCAAGCAGUUGAUUGUCGCAAUUAAUAAAAUGGACUGCACUGAACCACCUUUCUCUGAAGAUCGCUACAAAGAAAUCGUCAAAGAAGUGUCCGGCUACAUUAAGAAAGUCGGGUACAAUCCCGCUGCAGUUCCAUUUGUGCCGAUCUCUGGCUGGCAUGGUGAUAAUAUGGUAGAAAGGAGUGCAAACAUGCCUUGGUUUAAGGGUUGGGAAGUUACUAGAGUAAAGGAUGGAAAGAAUGUUACUGACACUGGCUACACAUUAAUAGAAGCAAUAGAUAAGAUGAAUCCACCCACAAGAAUGACUGAAAAACCAUUGAGAAUACCACUACAAGAUGUUUACAAGAUUGGUGGCAUUGGUACCGUUCCUGUUGGUCGCGUGGAAACUGGAAUUAUAAAACCUGGUAUGGUCGUCACCUUUGCUCCGCAAAAUUUGUCGACUGAAGUCAAGUCAGUCGAAAUGCACCAUGAAGCACUCACCGAAGGUCUCCCUGGAAGCAAUGUUGGAUUCAACGUGAAGAACGUGCCUGUCAGUGAUAUCCAUCGCGGCAAUGUUGCAGGUGAUUCCAAAAAUGAUCCUCCUAAAGCAGCUGAGAGUUUCAUGGCGCAAGUAAUUGUCAUGAAUCAUCCAGGUGAGAUCAAAAAUGGCUAUUCUCCAGUCCUUGAUUGUCAUACUGCACAUGUUGCCUGCAAAUUUAGUGAAAUAACCGAGAAACUUGAUCGACGUUCAGGGAAGGUAAUUGAAGAAAAUCCAAAGUUCAUUAAAAAUAGUGACGCUGCGAACGUGAAACUUGUACCGUCCAAACCCAUGUGUGUUGAGACAUUCCAGGAGUACCCACCGCUCGGUCGCUUUGCUGUUCGAGAUAUGAAGCAAACAGUAGCUGUCGGUGUCGUUAAAAGUGUCGUCAAGAAAGCUGAUGCGGUUAAAGUUACAAAGUCCGCUGCAAAGGCUUCGAAGAAAAAGUAA
Messenger RNA from Schistosoma guineensis, 1398 nucleotides. Lineage: Eukaryota; Metazoa; Platyhelminthes; Trematoda; Strigeidida; Schistosomatidae. The record is from the annotation of a GenBank genome assembly.